Molecule: messenger RNA, 508 nt
Organism: Umbelopsis ramanniana AG
Lineage: Eukaryota; Fungi; Mucoromycota; Umbelopsidomycetes; Umbelopsidales; Umbelopsidaceae
Exons: 3
Coding region: 33-368 (111 amino acids)
Biological process (GO): mitochondrial respiratory chain complex IV assembly
Cellular component (GO): mitochondrial inner membrane
Source: RefSeq, a predicted model, not a curated record
CAUUCCACUUUGUUUCAUUAAUCAAUACCAAAAUGCCAACAUUUCCUUCAAAGCCAUAUAGGCCACAGACAACUGUGAUGAAUAGCUGGAAUGCCCGUGCUAAACGAAGUCCAGUCCUCUUCUUCGGUUUACCUUUCAUUCUUACAAUGGUCGGGGCAUCGUUUGGCCUGUCACAGCUAACGCAGACUCGUUAUGAUCAUCGAGACAUGCACCAUCGCAAGGUCGCCAAAGAGGAAGCGCUAGGUAUGGAGAAGAACCGAAGGCAGUUCAGUCUUCAGGAGGAAUACUGGCGUUUACAAGCUAAGAGCGAUGAAGACGAUGAUUGGGAGCAGGUUCGAGUAGAGCGACCUCCUGGCGUUGAACAAUGAACAUGCUAAACUUUUUAACAUAUACACAGCGCCAUAAUGUAAAAUAAUAAAAUGCCUAAAUAUUGUAUUGUUUCUUUUAUUACUUAAUCUCUUCUCUAACUUUUUCUGUGAUAUGGGGUAAUUUGGAAUUCUUAUUAUAU